UGAGCGAGAGAGAGAACGAGAAAGAGAGAAUGAGAGAGAGAGAGAGAGAGAGAGAGAGAGAGAGAGAGAGAGAGAGAGCUGGGGGCCUAUUUUCAGACUGGCCAAGGGCAGCUGCUCCGAUGCAGCCGAGAGUUCGAGAUUCGCGUUUUAUAACUUGACGAGACUAAGCGAAUGAGAAGAAUCCGUCCGUGUGAGCGCGUGUAUCUGUGUGAAACAGAGAGAGAAAGAGAGUAAGAGAGCGGCGGUAGGCAUUGGCGGGGCGUGUGAAUUCGUACGCACGAUACAAAAGAGCCAAGAGAGUAGUGUCCGCGAGCAGCGCACGCGUCAGCCACCUACGUGAUCGUCGCCGCCACAGCCGAUGUCGCCACCAAGAGGAUAGUCCUCGAGUGUUCGUCCUCGUAGUAAGUAGGUGUAAAUUUGUUGGUGUUGUUCCGCAUGCCAAACCCAAAUGGUUCUAAUGCACAAGUUCAAAUGGAAGAAGCAUGAUCUGCAACACGUUUACCCCAAUGAAAUAAAGCUGUGCUAUCAAAAAUUUAUCAGUUGAUGCUGAAACUCACUGAUAAAUUUUUCCUGAAAUCUGUGGCACUGAGAGUGCCAAACAGGGGGUAAAUGGAUCCCGUUGGUCCAUGGUACACAUCUUACAACCGCCUUGCUGCUACCCCGGGUGUCACAGCAACAUUCCAAGCCGCAACCCCAACAACUGCAAAUGCGGAGGCAGUACUGCACCUGACUCCGGCCACAGUCAACAUCCAGGCAGUGCCGUCCACAACCACACCACAGCUGCUGAUACAAGCAGCUGGGCCAACCACCGUGACUUUGGCUGGCCAACCGUCUGCUUUUAACACGGGAGGGUUUCUCUCCACGCCAACUGUCAACUAUGAUGUUUUUACUCCUUUCUUUCAUCACUCUAGUCCCAAGCAGACCACCCACUAUAUUGCUCAACCUGCACAAGCUAUUGCUCGAGCACAAGUUGUUACCACUCCAAAACCAAGCUCCCCCACCGAAUCAGAUAUUCCCUCUCUAAGGACUAGUUUCACAUCACCACAGCAAAAUGACGCAUUUUUUGACAACCCCCAGAGUAACAGCUCCACUUCCACCGUCAAUUGGAGUCUGUCACACCCCAGCAACAGCCAAAUCACGAGUCCGUUUGGAAUUCUCCCACACGAGAGCGUUGCGGUCUCAACUUCGGCGAGCGUUACUUCCACGACGAAAGCUAACAGUGCUGUAGCCUACGAGAACCCGUUCGCGACGCAUUAUGCGAGCAACGGAACGACGGGCAGUAUCGCCGACUCCAAGAGUAAAGCCCAAUCUCCUAUUAGCAAUAGCAGUAGUACAAUUAAGUGUAUAGUUACGGAAUCGUCGAUCCCCGGUGCUCACACGUUUUUCCAAGGGACAAGUGCUUUCGAUUCGGACGCUCUCGCGAGUGGUUACACGACUGACGAUGCCGCUGUGACGACGCACGCGGUUCAGUCGUCCUUGCAUCACCAGUCGUGCAUUGUUUCGACGCCAAAUGUCGCGCGAUCUUGUGUGCCAACGACCAUUUAUCUGGACGCCACAGCAGCCACCGAUAAGCAGACGGCAGCGCAAGGACCGGACGCAAGCCACGACAGCAGCCAGUCAUCGCCCAUUAGCUUUUCGAUCAUGGACUCGAGAAAUCUGAGCUACGGGACGAACGGCACCGCAGCGGGCAAGCAAGGUGCCAACGGCAGCGUGCAAUUCCACAUACUCGGGCAGCAGCCCGGCCAACAAGCGCCAUCCUCUUGCCGGCUAUACUCGACCGCCAACGCCGACGCGGAGUACCAUCACCCGGCGCGCUCCAAGUCCGCCGCUUCGACGGACAGCGCCUACUCGUCCAACACCUCGCAGAACGGGCCCGACUGCGCAGUCGUCGUGCCUCGUAGGCCGUCGCCUUUGCAGGCGCACUCGCAGGCGAGCCCGCUGGGCCACGUGCCCAGCCCUGCCACCUACCCCAUGUACAACAGUCCCAUGGCAAGCAUGUCUUCGCCGUCGCCGUUGCAGCCGCAGCACGCUGACGGCACCACCAGCACGCCCUAUAAAUCGGCGCCCAGCGUACAGCAGCAAAUGACGCCACCCUCACCACUCGACGUCUCCGUCACCAGAUCGCCCUCCCAGCAGAAUCAAGUGGUUUACUCGUCCGUGAUCACAAGGGCGCUCGGUGCUAACGAGAACAAAACUCUGUUCAACAGCACCGACGCCACGGCGAGGUUCGACCGGUCGCAGGAUUUGACCCAGGCGAAGCAGCAGCAACAGAUGUGCUGGGACAACGACGCGCAAAAGUUUUCCGGCUCCGAUUAUCUGUCCGCGGAUAGCAGCGAUCUGAUGAGCGAGCGGCCCUCCUGCCUGGAAACCAGCACGAUCAACUUGCAGGAUUUGGACAGCUGUCGUGGCGAUCCGAUCACUAUCGUCGGCAAGAGCAUGCCGAGCCUCUCCACGGGCACGGACCCCGACAGCGACGAAUUCGAGGAGCAGCACUGCCAACAGGUGGCGGGUAUCGAUCCCAAGCGUAAGAGUCUCGAGCGAAUACCGCCCCCCGCGCACCACAAUGCUGCCCCGCAACAAUCGCAGCAGCAGCAGCAGCAGCACCAUCACCAUCACCAUCAGCAGAAUGGCUACGUCGAAUUCGAUCGCUGGAACAUGUCGCUACCGCACAACAAGAUUAUUUCCAAUCCACCGGCGACGGCGUCGGUGGUGACGCAGUCUCUGCAGCAGCAACAGCAGACCGCCACGGAUUACAUGGGGGGCAACGCCACGACCGUGCAGCACCAGUCGCUCCUGGUGACACACCAUGCGAACCCCAACGUCUCCUACUUCUCUACUUUCCACAUGGGCCCAUCGAACGUGGCACCGAUGCAGCAGCACGUACCAGCGGGGCAAACUCCCCACCAUGAGAUGCACUCCACCGUAGAUAUGAAUGCUGUAGCUAUGGUGCCCGGUGAGAACUGCCACCAGGAUAGCCUCCUCGCCGAUGACAGACCACAGGUCAUCGUGCCCGACAUCGAGGAGGAGCUGGGUUUUUUGCAGCAGCCGGACAUCCCCCUGCAGAUAAAUAACAAUCAUCCACUCGUCAAUCCAGAGCUCAAGCGAUCGGCUAACAGCGAUCCGAAUAGUGGAUUCAUGACCAGCUACCUCAAGUUUCUGCAGGGCGAAAAGGAUUCUUCACCUCCGCCGAAUAGAGCAGCAAGAAAGUCGUCGUGGAAUCAUAGAAGACCGUUUAUGACUGCCACCGACUCGAACGGUGGCAAUGCUUGGAACAGAGGCAGCAUAUCCUUACCUUCGGACAAACUAGAAGUACCGAGUAUCGAUUACGAGAACGAUCCGCGCUAUUUUCCUCUUCCCAAGGAACGAAAAGCUUUUGACUCCAGCGAUGACGGUUUCUCCAGCGACGAUGAGCUACUGUCGUUCGGUCCCAAGAAAAAGCUAAACGUCAUCAGUCCUCCGCAGAGUCAGCAGUUGCCAAGCAAACCGCUCAUAGCUCCUGGUAUCAAAAAUAUAGGGCCGGACGGACGGCCGAAGAAGGGCAGACCCAUCAAGCCCGGUGGUCCGACCGACAGGAAAAGGAAGGCAGCUGCUGCGGCUGCCGCUGCCGCUGCUGCCAAGGGCAUCGUACUUCCGCCCGCUGACGAGUCAGUUAGGAAAAAAGCCUUGAACCUACCGAAACGUGAGAGUUCAAGAAGAAAAGCCAAAGAGAAGACAAGUGAGAAAUUAAAGGACAAUCUGCAACCGGCAGAUCCUUACGAAGAGGAGGAGCAAGGCGACUCGGAUAACGAUCCGGCGUGGACUCCACAAGCGAAAGCCAACGCGGACGACCAAGAGCCGCGGAAAAAGCGCGGCAGACCCGUUAUCAAGCGCAAGCGGCUGGAUGACUUCAAUGAUUCUAUUACUACGCCCAAGCGUCCGGGAAGAAAGCGAAAGAACCCCAUCGAUGUCAAUGCUCGUGCGAAUGCCCUCAAGAUCAGCUGUAAAAUCGACGAGAAAUUGCUCGCUUCGGUGAGCGACGAAGACAUUGACAUUUCGCCAUUCAAGCAUUCCACAUUUGGAGAUUUCGAUGAUGCGUCUGGAGAAUUUGUCGUGCUGAAAAGUGACUUGAACCAGGAAUACCCUCCUUUGUGGAGAAUCGAUGGCAAAACUUUAUUACAAAAAUACGAACCAUUCCCAUCUAACGGAAGAACUUUAUAUAAAAAUAUAUCGACGUACUCGGGGUGGGCUCCGCAAAAUCGUCACAUUUAUCAACAAGUGCCUGUUAAAUUCUGGCAACAAAAUAAAAUGGAAACAGUCGUGGAGUUCUUGCGAGAUGAACUGAUAACGGAUGAUAGCGACUACAUAAUUAAAUUUAUGAAGGAAACUGAAAAAUAUCAAGAUAACUUUGAAGUGUAUAUACAAACAUUAAUUUCGCAAGCACUAGAUUCUAAUUUUUUAACCGAAAUUUUCCAAGAACAAGACGAUUAUUUCUUAUCUAAUGUCAAAACGGUUGACGAAAUAACGGAAGAAAGGAAACAGCAAUUACUUUCCACGACCAAUUGGCGAUCUAAUGUUGUAACAGCAUUAUCUACGUGGCCGUGCAUAAAUGUACUGAGAGACAAUAUGUCCGAUCAUAAAGGUAAAUCUUGUGAAGGGUGCAAUAAAUUGAAAAUUCACUCAAGGGUUCUACUGUACGGUCAACCGUACAAUAGUACAACACUCGAAGGUUCUCCUCCUGGUCCUGAAGUGCCUCAAGAAAAGGACUUUUUGUUCUGCCGACUAUGUCAAAAGAAGGUUGGAUUGUUUAAUAAAGUAGCUCAUCAAAAGUAUCUCAUGUUUUUGGAGUGUGCAAGGAGGGUCGCUGAUAAAAGAUUAGCCGAUCCUAAUAAGGACACUACUAUUAUUUUAAAUGAGCUAUUGGCGGAUGAAUCGUGGCUCAAUUUGCUAUUCAGAGAAGUCCGAAACAUUUGGGCUGAAAUAGACAGUAUACAACAGCAGGCCAAAAGAAAAGCGGCUGCCGAUGCUGGAGACCCUAGCCCACUCAAGAUACCUGGCGUGUCUAAUGAAUCUCAAUCAAAUUCUUAUCUUAACCAGAUAAAUAGUAAUUUAUCUUAGUAUUUGCAUAAUUACGACGCCAAUUCUUCAAUGCAUUUACUAAAUUCAAAUGAGUCAGCAUUAAGCUUACGCGAAGUGGGCACUAAUAUACAAUACCUAGUAUGAACAAAUCUUUCGUUCGUACAAUAUAUAAAUCAUUUUACCAACAGCAACAGACUUACUUACUGCUGCGACAGGUGUAAUGUACCGCAUUUCAUAAAUGCUAGUGAUCAAAUUUAUUAUUGUGAACUUGAUUAGAUUAGUUAAUAUAUUAAAGAAGGUGCCAAUACAAGGAGGUGAUAAUUGUUCGUGUAUAUUUGUAAAAUUUUUUGUAUUCGCCAUAAAAGGUGAACGUUUACAAACCUAAUUAUUGAUGCCGAUAUUUUUAUUCAAAAUGACACUCAAAACUUCUAAAACAAUCAUCACUUCUUUGGCAUUGUCAUAAAGGUGUAUCUUUAUAUAUUGUUCAAACCGCGGUAUGGAAAUUGACAUUAUUGUAUUUUAAACGGAAUGGUAUUUAUCAUAUCUUAGACACGUUAUGAACGUUUAAAUGAAACGGAUUAAUUAGAAUAUUUUUCAAUACUGAAACUGACUUCAUCGAAUCAUUUUUUGUCUAUGAAAUUCCAAUUAUUAGUGUUCCUUUCUUUUUUUAUUAAAAUGAUUCAUGUUUUUGUUGAUUUAGCCAAGUAUUUUUUACAAAUGAAAUUAUUGUGAUAAAAGUCGGAUGACUUGACUUACGGUCGCCUGAUCUAUUUGAAAAUAUUUGACAACUUUUUUGUUAACAAAUAAUUUGACUAAACUAAAAAGAGAACUCAUACGUAUGUACAAUGAAUUCAAAAAGAGAAUCAGAAAACUGAACAUAUUUUUUUGAAAAGUUUGCUUAUAACAAUCACGUGCUCACUCAUUGUAUCGAUAUUCUAAUUUUAAUAAUUAUUAUUGCUUAAUGACAGACUGGACUUAUACAUCACCUCGGUAAAAUAGCUUCAUGGUAUAAGUCAAUAUAUAUUUUCCAUUUAUACAAAAUAAGGGACAAAUAUUUAAAGUCCAUUAUGCUUCCUUUGAUAAAAUAAUUAUGUUGAAAAUAGAUGAUCGUUCGGUAUGAAAAUGAUAUUUAAAUAUUAUUUUCCUGUAAAUUUAUCUGUAUAUUCUUUGAAUGAUAUUAAUCGAAUAAUCCAUUAUUAUUAUCAUUGCUAUUAUUAUCAUUAUUAUUAUUGCUAUUAUUGUUUUCAGUUUUUCCGUUCAAGUUUUGAAAUGUUUCACAUUCAUUGUAAAUUUGAUUGCAGCGUAUAAAUCUUGAGUGUGAGUGAAUGGCUGAUCGGAUGAAUCUUUUAAAAUUUAUAACGCGCAAACAAAUGUAGUCAUAAUUGUAAAUUAUAUAAAUAUGUAACAAUAACAGCGUACUGAUAUGAUGCAUAUAUGUUUGUACGUACACAUUUUAUUAUAAAAAGUAGAACUCUAUUAUUUCAUUAUCUUAAAUUUUUUGAAAUGCGGGCAUUUAGGACUAGGAUUGUCACGUGUAAAAAGUAAACGUCCGCUAACAGUUAUUAUUCCCUGACUUGCGAAUGCCAAUUUACGGAUAUUGCUACGUAGAGAUUGUGCCAUGUAUUUACGAUCGUGAGCUUCUACAUAUGCGUUUGAAUGAUUAAGCGGAAUAAUUCGGAAACUACAAUUAUCAUUCAGUUUCAUCAUAUCUUUUAUUGCAGAGAAAGCAAGACUUUAGAAGAAAAAAUUUUGUGUGGCAGCUCGACGCACGUCGCGCACUAUGCUAAACGUUAUAGU
Phymastichus coffea is the source of this 6852-nucleotide messenger RNA. RefSeq lists its product as uncharacterized. The record is from RefSeq and is a predicted model, not a curated record. Lineage: Eukaryota; Metazoa; Arthropoda; Insecta; Hymenoptera; Eulophidae. The coding region runs from base 610 to 5094 and encodes 1494 amino acids. Gene Ontology annotation, cellular component: nucleus. The transcript has 14 exons.